GACUGUUCCUUCCCGCCGGUGUUCAGCACCAUCGCUCUUAUUCAGCAAAGGCUUGAGCAAGACAUGGUUGCCUUCAGCCAGUUCAAGAGAGGUGAAGGAGCUCUGGCUGGACUCAUUCCUUGGGCAAACAAAAGGACCGAAGGAAACCAGAGUGUCCAGAGCUCCCCCGAUCAAACUCCUCAUGAAAGUGUUAAGCAACUGUAAUACUUCAAAGACGCUAAAUGCUGGGAACAUGGAGAGUCUGAUUGAGUGCCAGUCAGAGGCUGAUGCCAAGAAAUGUGCCCCGCUGAUCCCAGCAGAGACUGAAGGUGGACUUUGCCACUCAACUGCAGACAGAAUAAAGAAAAGAAAGAAGGUGAUAUCGCAGUCAUUCACUCUCAGACGAAGCUCUGCCAGUGGGAAUUCCCAAGGGCAUCUAGUCUCGGGUGCCAAAAUCGCUCUGUUUGGACAGCCUCUCGCAAUUAUCUGUGGGGAAGACGACACACUUCCCCAACCAAUCCAGGAUCUCCUAGUUAUAUUGUAUAUGAAAGGACCCUCCACUGAAGGGAUAUUCAGAAAAGCUGCCAAUGAGAAAGCACGAAAGGAGUUGAAAGAAGACCUAAACAAAGGCAGGACUGUUGAUUUGAAAAGCAAAUCUGUGCACCUGUUGGCAGUGGUCCUGAAGGACUUCCUCAGAAAUAUUCCCUCCAGACUUCUGUUGGCUGACCUCUAUGAGAAGUGGAUGCAAGCUCUUGAGAAGCCAAACAAGCAGGAAAAAAUUGAAGAAUUGAAAGAGGUGGCUGACAAACUGCCCAGACCAAACCUCGUCUUGCUCAAGCACCUGCUCUCUCUGCUCCAGCACAUCAGCCAAAGUGCUGAGUCCAACAGGAUGGACUCCAGCAACCUGGCUAUCUGCGUGGGCCCAAAUAUGCUGAGCCCACAGACAGACACCACCUUCCCACUGGAAGUGCAGAAGGAGAUGAAUGACAAGGUGACAGUGUUGGUGGAGUUCCUCAUAAACAACUGCUCGGAAAUAUUUGGGGAUGACACUGCCUUCCCUGCCUGUGCCUCGGCUGAGGAGUCACCAGAGCACACAGACAGCUCCACAGAACAACUAUGUGCUGCUCAACAAAAUGACUCUGCCUAUGACAGCCCAGAUCCUGAAGCUGAAGGCAGCCCCUGCACCUCUCAGAUGGAGCAGCCCAAAGGAAGGAGCACUAGUGUUAGCAGGAGAUACCCAACACACAUCUCCGCACCUUCGCUGACUCAUUUCAGAAAUGCCAUCAGCACAAUGGACCGGAGGUACUCCGAGCCAGACCUGUCCUUCCAGAACCGCUUUGAAUGCAGGAUAAGGAAUCAGAAGCUAAACAAAAGUGAGGACAACUUUCCAGUUCAGCAGAAGCAGCUGGGGUUGGAGGCACUAGAGAAACGCCUUGCAAUCUUACCUUCACAAUUAUCCACUGACUCUCUACCCAAAACAUCCUCCAGUUGCUCCCUGGAGAGCUCUGAUGGAUCAGUCUUCACCAGCUCCCCAGUAGUUUCGCCCUCUAGUCCCAAAAGAACCUUUUUAAAUAGGCCUCAGUCCUUUUGCACCAAGGCCACUGAAGACUGCAAUACACCCAACAGAGAGAUCAAAAAGCAUUCCAUGUCGUUCUCUUUUGCAAACCACAGGAAAACACUAAUAAAAACCCAGAGCUGGGGCCCUGGAAAGAACGUGGGUUUUCAGAGAGACAGUUACACAAAGAAAGAAGAUCAGUUCUCCUGCAGAGUUGUCCAGGGGAGCAGCCUGGAUAAUGACAAACCAUUGCCUGUGGCCUAUCAGCAAAGGCCUCGUUUCAGGUCAGCUGAUGAAGUGUUCAGAGAGGUAGACCAGAGGAAUCCUAGAAGACCACCUUCUUACGAAGAGGCAACUAAAAACUGUCUGUCCACUGAAGUUCCCUUCCACAAUCUCACGGUUCAAACAAUGAGAUUAAAGGUGUCAAAGCAGGAUGCUUUGCUGCCUCAUCCAUGCAGCAGCUCUGCACAGGACACAGCCUAUAUGGCUCUAAGGGAUCUACCCAGUGGCAGAAUUUCUGCAACGAAGGAUCCUGACGUGGAAACUGAAAGCCUCAGCGUCACGGUGGGAAUAAACUCCCGUGUGAGUUUGCCCGUGACUCCGGGAGUCUACCGAUUGAGAGCCAUGUCUGAAUCCUGUCAAAAGAAUAAACUGGAGUAUUUGGCUCGGAGGUGCAGCCAGCCAGUUUUUGAGGUAGACCAGAUCCAGUAUGCUAAGGAAUCCUAUGUCUAAAAAGUCUCUUCCUUCUCUUCGUGCCAUACAAAGUAAAUAUUGUAACAACAGAUAUCAGUUGUAAGAUUUUACUUUCAAGAGACCAAGAAUAAGCUAGCUAUGCAUGAACAUUUUUUUUUUCCUUGAGGGUCUCCUGAACUGUCAUCUCAACAUGUCACAUUCUUUCACCCCAAGAAGUGUGUGUGGGGGGAAAGACCUGUGUAUUAUUAUGUAAAAAUGUAAGUGGAUAUGCUGUACAUAACCCGUUUGUGUGGGGAAAAUAGUUAGCAGUUGACAAAUAGCGUUGUAUAUGUAUACCCAAAAGGACAAUUAAAAGGUUGGCAGGUCCAAAACCUGUCUCACCUUCCUUUUUUUCCUGUACA
Molecule: messenger RNA, 2628 nt
Organism: Colius striatus (speckled mousebird)
Lineage: Eukaryota; Metazoa; Chordata; Aves; Coliiformes; Coliidae
Gene: TAGAP
Product: T cell activation RhoGTPase activating protein
Exons: 11
Coding region: 182-2266 (694 amino acids)
Biological process (GO): signal transduction; regulation of Rho protein signal transduction
Molecular function (GO): GTPase activator activity
Source: RefSeq, a predicted model, not a curated record